UUGGGCCCGGCGGGGCUGCCCGGCUCCCGCGGUGACGGGCGGUGACGGGCGGUCCCCUGGCAGGGUCUGAGGCCUGAGGGUCCCGCGGAGCAGCGCCUCGCCGUGGAUGAGAGUCUCGCUGGGAGAGAGGAGGUCCCCGAGCCCGGCUGGGAGCCAUGGCCGCCGUGGUGGCCAAGCGGGAGGGGCCGCAGUUCAUCAGCGAGGCGGCGGUGCGGGGGAACGCCGCCAUCCUGGACUAUUGCCGGACGUCUGUGUCGGCCCUGUCGGGAGCCACGGCGGGGAUCCUCGGGCUGACCGGCCUGCACGGCUUCAUCUUCUACUUCCUGGCUUCCGUUCUCCUCUCUGUGCUCUUGGUGUUAAAAGCGGGACGGCGAUGGAAUAAGUACUUUAAAUCCCGGAGGCCGCUGUUCACGGGGGGGCUCAUAGGAGGGCUCUUCACGUACGUCCUGUUCUGGACUUUCCUUUACGGCAUGGUUCAUGUCUACUGAACCGACCCCCUUGGCUGCACUGGUUUUUAACGAAGCAGGAGGACUGUUGCCAAAAAUCAUCUACACGACUUGGCCAGCUCACCUUUCACACCAUUGUUCAUUGCUUGUAUGGUUAAUACUGUCAGUAAAUUAUGUCCAAGUACAGAUGAAUCAGUGGUACUGUUCUAAUUAAACUGAAUGUGAAAC
This is a messenger RNA of Calypte anna (Anna's hummingbird), 674 nucleotides long. It is a transcript of the gene EMC6, whose product is annotated as ER membrane protein complex subunit 6. Gene Ontology annotation, biological process: protein folding in endoplasmic reticulum; autophagosome assembly. NCBI's taxonomy places the organism in Eukaryota, Metazoa, Chordata, Aves, Apodiformes, Trochilidae. The transcript has 2 exons. Bases 156 to 488 code for a protein of 110 amino acids. The record is from RefSeq and is a predicted model, not a curated record. Gene Ontology annotation, cellular component: endoplasmic reticulum; EMC complex; membrane.